Molecule: messenger RNA, 667 nt
Organism: Thamnophis sirtalis
Lineage: Eukaryota; Metazoa; Chordata; Lepidosauria; Squamata; Natricidae
Source: RefSeq, a predicted model, not a curated record
CUCCCGGGACAGGGGAGGCCCGCCUCGGAAGCCUCCAUAGCCGGAGCGGCCCCGAGCUCCGCUCCGCCGGCGGGGAUGCGGACAGCUGCGAGCACCCGCGGCUCCCGGCUGCCGCUGCUGCUGCUUUGGGCGGCGCUGAGCUUCUCGGCCGAGCAGCCCGGUUUUCAGUCACUUUCUGAACUGUUCUCCUAUGAAAUUGUUGUCCCGAAGUGGAUAGAAGAAAAACAGCAAACUUCAGAGCAACACUUCAUGGACAAAUUAUCAUUCAAUAUUAAAAUUGAAGAAAAAGAAUAUAUUAUUCAUUUAAGAAGGAACAGAGAUCUGGUGUCCCAAGAUUUCACUAUGAACACCUACGAUAAAGAUGGAAAUCUGAAAAUUGAAACUCCAAAUCUUCAGAAGCACUGCCACUACCAGGGAUAUGUCGAAGGCAUCGCAGAUUCUAUAGUUGCAGUCAGCACCUGCUUUGGACUCAGGUAACCGAUCCACCUGUUGGACUUGUUUGGUAGGGAAGAAGCUGACAGGCAUCGGUCCAGAAGUGAGCUUUGAACCUCCUCCCCCCACUCCCCUUUUAAAAAUUGCUUGGUUGAUUGGGAGUCAGCCUUGGCAUCUACUCCCGUUCUUUCACUUUCACUUUCUUUUAAAAAAACUUUUUAUUUUGUUUAUGCAA